Molecule: messenger RNA, 3321 nt
Organism: Callithrix jacchus (white-tufted-ear marmoset)
Lineage: Eukaryota; Metazoa; Chordata; Mammalia; Primates; Cebidae
Gene: SMTN
Product: smoothelin
Molecular function (GO): protein binding
Source: RefSeq, a predicted model, not a curated record
GUGGGGGCUGUGUAGGGAGUGGGCAUGGGUGGGUGGGGCAGGAAACUGUGAACACUGGAGUGCACCCCCUGGUGGUGAGCACAGCUUGGGUGGGCCUUGCCAGGCCUGGCUUCUCAGUCCAGGUCCCUGCCCGCCCUGUUUGAGGUUUUGACAGGAUGAGAGUCUCUCCCAGGCCACACAGCAGACUGGUGGCCAAGCUGGCAGGGCUGGAACCAGAGACCUUGGGGCUACCCUGGCCUGAUUCAUGUCUGUCCCCUGCAGAAUUCUCUGAGCUGGUGACAGGUGCCACAGGCACUUGGGAUCUCACCAGAAAGGAACCAACGGAGCUAGGGGCCAGCGAGAUGGCAGACGACACCUUAGCUGGGCUGGAUGAGGGAGCCCUUCGGAAGCUGCUGGAGGUCACAGCGGACCUGGCAGAGCGGCGGCGCAUCCGCUCAGCCAUCCGGGAACUGCAGCGGCAGGAGCUGGAGCGUGAGGAGGAGGCCCUGGCAUCCAAGCGCUUCCGUGCCGAGCGGCAGGACAACAAGGAGAACUGGCUGCACUCUCAGCAGCGGGAAGCUGAGCAGCGGGCUGCCCUGGCACAGCUGGCAGGGCAGCUGGAGUCCAUGAACGAUGUGGAGGAGUUGACUGCGCUGUUGCGAAGCGCCGGUGAGUAUGAGGAGCGCAAGCUGAUCCGAGCUGCCAUCCGCCGCGUCCGGGCUCAGGAGAUUGAGGCGGCCACCUUGGCUGGGAGGUUGUACAGCGGGCGUCCCAACGGUGGCUCCAGAGAGGACAGCAAGGGGCAAGUGGCACACAGGCUGGAACAGUGUGAGGUGUCAGAGCAAGUGGAACAAGAGCAGCAGGCAGAGGUCUCAAAGCCAACCCCCACCCCUGAAGGCACCAGCCAGGAUGUGACCACAGUGACACUCCUGCUGCGGGCCCCUCCUGGGAGCACCUCCCGCUCACCUGCCUCACCCUACAGUUCACCCACCCCUGCCUCUCCCGAGCCUCCAUUGGAGCCUGCUGAGGCCCAGUGCCCUACAGCCGAGGUUCCAGGCAGCCCAGAGCCACCCGCCAGCCCACCCAAGACCACCAGCCCUGAGCCUCAGGAGUCUCCAACGCUCCCCAGCACUGAGGGCCAGGUGGCCAACAAGCUCCUGUCAGGCCACAAAGAGACCCCUGCUGCCCAGAGUCCCCCCAGAGGCCCCUCUGACACCAAGAGAGCAGACCUGGCUAGACCCCGACCCUGCCAACGCUCCCUGUCGGUGCUCAGCCCCCGCCAGCCAGCCCAGAACCGAGAGUCCACCCCCCUUGCCAGCGGACCUUCCUCGUUCCAGCGGGCUGGCUCUGUGCGGGACCGUGUACACAAGUUCACAUCUGAUUCUCCUAUGGCUGCUAGGCUCCAGGAUGGCACACCCCGGGCUGCCCUAGGUCCCCUGACCCCCAAAAGGCUCCUGGGCCCCUCCCUCAUCAGCACCACCCCUGCCUCCUCCUCCAGUGGCUCCUCCUCUCGGGGCCCCAGUGACACCUCCUCCCGGUUCAGUAAGGAGCACCGUGGAGUAGCCCAGCCCCCGGCCCAGCUUCAAAGCUGCCCCCAGGAGGAGGGCCCCAGGGGGCGGGGCUUGGCUGCCAGGCCCCUUGAAAAUGGAGCAGGGGGGCCUGUGGCACGUUCAGAGGAGCCUGGUGCCCCGCUGCCCGUGGCUGUCGGCACUGCCGAGCCAGGGGGCAGUAUGAAGACCACAUUCACCAUCGAGAUCAAGGACGGCCGUGGCCAGGCCUCCACAGGCAACCAGAGGGCAGAACUGACGCUGGGGCUGCGGGCGCCCCCGACCCUCCUCAGCACCAGUAGUGGGGGCAAGAGCACCAUCACCCGUGUCAACAGUCCUGGGACCCUGACUCGGCUGGGCAGUGUCACUCAUGUCACCAGCUUCAGCCAUGCCUCCCCCGGUAGCCGAGGAGGUUGCAGCAUCAAGGCGGCCGAGGAUGCUGGGACCCCUGUGGCCCACCCACCUGCCUUCAGCACCCGCCGCCGCUCCUCCAGCACUGCCUGCAGCACUAGUCUCAUGGAACGAGAGCCAGCAGAGCCUCCCUCUGCAGCAGUGGAAACAGCCAAUGGGGCUGAGCAGACCCAAGUGGACAAAGCACCAGAAGGGCGAACCCCCCUGAGUGCUGAGGAGCUGAUGACUAUUGAGGAUGAAGGAGUCUUGGACAAGAUGCUGGAUCAGAGCACAGACUUUGAAGAGCGGAAGCUCAUCCGGGCUGCACUUCGUGAGCUCCGACAAAGGAAGAGAGACCAGCGGGACAAGGAGCGGGAACGGCGGCUGCAGGAGGCACGGGCCCGGCCAGGGGAGGGUCGCAGCAACACAGCCACUGAAACCACCACAAGGCACAGCCAGCGGGCGGCUGACGGCUCUGCUGUCAGCACUGUUACCAAGACUGAGCGGCUCGUCCACUCCAAUGAUGGCACACGGACGGCCCGCACCACCACAGUGGAGUCGAGUUUCGUGAGGCGCUCGGAGAAUGGCAGUGGCAGCACCAUGGUGCAAACCAAGACCUUCUCCUCUUCCUCCUCAUCCAAGAAGAUGGGCAGCAUCUUUGACCGUGAGGACCAGGCCAGCCCGCGGGCAGGCAGCCUGGCAGCCCUCGAGAAACGCCAGGCUGAGAAGAAGAAAGAGCUCAUGAAGGCGCAGAGUCUGCCCAAGACCUCAGCCUCCCAGGCGCGCAAGGCCAUGAUUGAGAAGCUGGAGAAGGAGGGCGCGGCCUGCAGCCCUGGCGGACCCCGCACAGCCGUGCAGCGAUCCACCAGCUUCGGGGUCCCCAACGCCAACAGCAUCAAGCAGAUGUUGCUGGACUGGUGCCGAGCCAAGACGCGAGGCUACGAGCAUGUGGACAUCCAGAACUUCUCCUCCAGCUGGAGUGACGGGAUGGCCUUCUGUGCCCUGGUGCACAACUUCUUCCCUGAGGCCUUCGACUAUGGGCAGCUUAGCCCUCAGAACCGACGCCAGAACUUCGAGGUGGCCUUCUCAUCUGCGGAGAUGCUGGUGGACUGCGUGCCCCUCGUGGAGGUGGAGGACAUGAUGAUCAUGGGCAAAAAGCCCGACCCCAAGUGUGUCUUCACCUAUGUGCAGUCGCUCUACAACCACCUGCGGCGCCACGAACUGCGCCUGCGCGGCAAGAAUGUCUAGCCUCCCCGCCCGCAUGGCCCACCAGUGGCAAGCUGCUGCCCCCACCCUCCGGGCACCGUUCCCUCCCUGUGCGCCCGCCCACCGCUGCCCUGUCUGUCGCGACACCCUCUCCCCACAUACACACGCGGCGUUUUGAUAAAUUAUUGGUUUUCAACGA